AUGAGACCAUCACGGAAUCAGCCUCGGACACAGAUAAAUGGAAUUAAGACUGGACACGGAAUUCGGAAAACUGGAAUUAAGAUCGCAACCUGGAACACACUAAGCCUUUAUCGAACUGGAGCCUGCCAAAAUCUUACUGAUGUGUUAGACACGUAUGGAAUACAGAUAAUAGCCCUUCAAGAGAUAAGAUGGCCAGGAAAAGGUCAGCUAAAAGUAGGGGAGUACAUAGUGUAUUUCUCUGGCAUGGAAGAAGGACACGCAUUUGGAUGUGCUUUUGCUGUGCAUGAAUCAUUGGAACCAUACAUAAAAGAAUUCAAUCCAAUAUCAGAAAGGAUAACCUUACUACGAGUAGAUACGAAACCACUGAAUAUAAUAUUAGUAUGCGUACACGCACCAACAGAAACAGGGGAAGAGAACAUGAAGGAUGUUUUCUAUGAAGAUCUGUCGCAAAUAUAUGAUAAACUGCCAGGAAAUGUAAUCAAACUCGUAAUAUGUGAUCUGAAUGCCAAGUGUGGAAAAGAAACACAUUUUAUACCAAUGAUAGGGAAAGAAAGUUUACACGAAACAAGUAAUGGAAAUGGACUUAGACUUAUAUCCUUCGCAGCCGCAAAAGAUAUGAUAAUAUGCAGCACAACUUUUCCACACAAAACUAUACACAAGGCCACUUGGAAAUCACCUGACGGGACAACUUGCAACCAGAUAGAUCAUAUACUUGUUCAAAAAAGAUUUAGGUCAUGCAUACUUACUGGUAGCAAAGUUUAG
Molecule: messenger RNA, 762 nt
Organism: Macrosiphum euphorbiae (potato aphid)
Lineage: Eukaryota; Metazoa; Arthropoda; Insecta; Hemiptera; Aphididae
Source: the annotation of a GenBank genome assembly